Messenger RNA from Mesorhabditis spiculigera, 3432 nucleotides. NCBI's taxonomy places the organism in Eukaryota, Metazoa, Nematoda, Chromadorea, Rhabditida, Rhabditidae. The record is from the annotation of a GenBank genome assembly.
AUGGAGAGCGAGGUCCUAAGUGAGAGCUCGAGCACCAUCGGUGAUGACUGGGUAAAAGACGCCAACGGAAGCGGAUCUGCAGAUUCCUCGUCCGUGCGCGAUGUGGUCGACGUCUUGAAGGAGUUCAGCUCGGUUGAGGGCUCACCGGUGCAAAAAGAAAGCGAGUUGCAAGCGAGGAAAUGGAUUCGCCUCCUCGGCAUGGCAAAUCGACCUGACCCCCUCUCCGACUGGGAUCAGCUCUACAACCUCAAAAGUCAAAGCCAAUUACGAAAUGACUGUCGCAUUCUGGCAAAACAAACUGGGAACACCAAAUCCGUCCCUGAACUUGAGUCAUUUUUGACGUUGUACUGUAAGAAAAGGAAUAUGGACUACGAUAAAGAUUCCGGCUGGACUCUCGUACUGGAAAAGCUGCUAAAGUUUGACUACCCGAUGGAGCACUUGUUCAACAUCUUCUUCGGGUUGACGACGAAAUAUAUGCCAAGGGAAACCAAGCCGGGCGCUCAGGUAUUUGACCUGUUCCGACUCCUCCUACAGUACCACGAACCGGAGUUGUCGUCGCAUUUGGAGUCUAUUAAGUGCUCCCCACACACUUAUACCAGGACCUGGUUUGCCUCCCUCUAUGCCUGCGCAGUUGAUGAUAAAUCUUGCGGUGUACUUUGGGACUUGUACAUAGAAAGGGGCGAUCCCUUCCUCGUCUUCUUCCUCGCCCUGGCGAUGACCAUCAACGCGAAGGAGCAACUUUUAGCAUACACGAAAGAUCAGCGGGAGGAAGCCGUCAAGCUCCUCUCCGAACUUCCGAAAAGCCUGACGGUAGAUGACAUCCCGGAUUUCAUCGAAGUCGCCUUGUACUAUUCGCUCCGGACACCGCAGUGCUUGAGAGAGGACUUCCACGGAACCCUCUUCGGAGCGAAUCUACUCGACGAUUUUGCCGAAAAAUCGAUCAAACAAAGAAUAUCCUUGUCGGUGACGGCCAACGAACUCUUGCGGAAAGAUUUGAAUACCGCCAUUGAAGCGAUGCUCCCCACCUCGUAUUUUGUCAUCGAUUGUCGAAGUGAGGAGGCAUUUCGGGCUGGCCAAGUCUACGGAUCAUUCAAUCUCGAUGCCCAAUUGUUUGUCGACGCCCCUGAACACUUUGCGAUGGCACAUAAGGCCCAAGAGGAGUACAAAUCGGCUCAACACCCGGAGGAUCACUACUGCUUUCUAGGCUACGGCGACCCCGAAAAAGACCAAUUUAUGAACAUGGUGAUCUCGAAAUUCUUGAGGGACGGAAAGAUGCAUGUUUCGUACUUGGAGGGCGGUUAUAAAGGACUCCACCAAAUGCUCACGGAAGCCGGGCGACUACGCGUCAUUUCUUCGCACGAUCCCCCGCGAUGUCCGGAAUGUAAUACCGGAAGCCCGACGAAAAGCACAUGGGGUCUUGUCGGCAUGAUGAAAAAUGCAAUGAUCAACAAAUCAGCGGCUGUUAAAGAAAAGGUCCAAGAACUCGUCCAAACCCCGCCCCCAGAGUCAUUCCGGCAUGCCGACACGAAGGAUAGGCAUGGCAAGAAGUACAAGAGCGAAAAAUCCGUAUUCUCGCUCGAUGACGAUGGCAGCGACGACGAACCCUUCGCGUUAAAACCCGGAAAAGCCAAGCCGGACACGGAAAAGGCAAAAGUAUCGCUAGAGUCAUAUCUGGCCCAAGCCGAUGUGCUAGAAUGCUUUGAAUGUCAGGAAGUGAUGAAGGGCGGCCUUUUGAUACCUUCACAUAUCGCGCUAACUCGCACUCAUAUGCAUAUCCUUCAUGAUGUCCUUGGAACGUCCGGCGUCGUUACCACUGAAUUCCGCCAUCCCCUCCAAACUGUCAUCCGCGUUACCAGCAAAAAGAAAUUCCCCGAAAUCCUCACCUUCAAGUUUGGCUACGAAGUAUCGCCCGGAGAGAAUACUAUUAAUGCGUCGCACAGAUUCCUCGUCCCAAAGGCUGGCGAAUCACAGAUGACUUCUGUCGUUUCGGAAGAUAUCACGUUCCCCUGGGGACAAAAUGCUAACCCACUCGAGCAGCAGACCGGCCAGUGGAGGACGGCGAUUUUCGAGGAUAUGCAAGAAUCUCUCGACGGCAACAAGCUCUACCACCUCUACGAACCGCAAACGGAGCAGGAGGCCGGAAACAACCCGAAAUCCCGUGACAAGUGCAUCGUGCCGUUUGACACAAUCUCUCGAUGCUUCAUGCACCCCAUUUGGUUGCCGCAGGCUAACGGUCGCGGCAAGUUCCUGUUCUCCCUGAAGUGCCCAUCGCAGGCCGGCGGCACCGCCAUGAUCCUGGUGACCGAGUCGAGCAGCUACGAGGGACAGACCAGGCUCCACAUCUGGCGUCUCGACUUUGACCAGCAGGGCACCAGCAUCACCGGCUGCCGCCCCAUCAGUGACGUCAACACCGGAAACGGCGGCGCCUACAUUUGCACGAUGCGCGAGGACGCCCCGGAAUGUAUCGUGUUGUACAGCCCUGGAUUGAAUGUAGCCACCGUGAACUGCAUGUCCGACUACCCGAUCUCACCGGAAAGCUUCCAAGUUUACGGCGCCGAUCUGUCUCACUUCUACGAUGGAUUCUUGAAUGCUGGAUCAGUGUAUCUCCUCUCCGCCUCCCCGGACGAGCAUCUCGACUAUUCUCGUGUGCACACGCUGAACCUGCAGAGCCGGCAGAUCAAUACUCACCAGUGCCGUGGUGACCCGUCUCGCGGAUUCCCGCCGGCCCGAAAGCAGGCUGGAUUGGCCUCGGUUCCUGGCUUCAUCUUGCUGGCCGGUGGCGAGGUGGCCGAUCAGUACAACGUGCAUCGCCUGCAGGACUACUGGGUGCUGAACUGCGACACGUUCGAGUGGACCCAAGUGCCCGCAUCGAUGCCGUGCCCCCUCAUCGAGCCCCGCAUCACUACAUGCAAUUCGGGCAAAGUCUACCUUUGGGGCGACCACGAUGUGCCGCUCCCCGGCAUGUCACAGCAGGGAACGCAUCUGCGCAUUUUGAAGGUGUCCGGCAUGGAGAACUACAAGACGCCUCCCCCCGUCAUACGACCAAAGCGCCGGCCAUUCCGUGCCCAGCUAUCAGCAAAACAACACUCCCACGCCUCCCGCCUAUCCGUCGUACCAGCCGAUGGGUGGACAACAGCAGCCCGCGCCGCAGAUGGGCUUCAACACUGGCGGCAGCAGCCCGGCGGUACGGCACCCUAUGGAGGACAGCCGAGCUACCCGACACAAGGCGGCAGCUACCCCCGUCAGGACUACGGCGGCAACCAAGGAGAGUAUCAACCCGGCCCGGCUCCCGGCACCCAAGCCUACUACCCCCCGCAGAAGAAGGACAAGGAUUGCUCCAUCAUCAGGCCAGCACGUCGUUAUACGCAGCGCCAAGUCUUCUCGACGGCACGUCGAUAUUGUCAUUCCAAGCGCGUGGCCGACGACGAACGC